AUGAGACUCUCUUUGGCUACUCAGCGCAGCAGAAACCACUACUCCUCGAGACAAGGCGGUGGAGACCCAAUUCUCAGCAACGAUGGUGGACGGCAGCUUCCCAUCCACGGCAAAGCAUCCCUGCAGUUGCAUAUAGGUGCGUUGAGGUGGAAGCCGAAGCUAUUAGUCAACAACAUCAAAGGGUUAGAUUUCAUCUUGGGGCGAGAUUUCCUGAAGCGGUUCAACCCCGAGAUCGAUUGGGUCAACAGCAAGGUGUGCAUCUACAAUAGUGGGAAGCGGAUAGAGCUACGAAGCUGGACGGAUACAGGGGACGUUCCUGAAACGACACUGGCACGCACCAUACCGACUGAACUGACGGACAUGAAAAAAGAGAUCGAGUAUCUACUGGACAGACAACUGAUCCGCCCAUCCACCUCUCCCUACGGUGCACCAGUUCUCUUCACUCCAAAGCCAGAUGGUAGUUUACGGAUGUGCAUCGACUACCGCGCACUGAACAAACAGACAGUUAAAAACAAAUAUCCCAUACCGCGCAUAGACGACCUACUGGACCAACUGCGUGGUGCAACAGUCUUUUCGAAGCUGGACCUACGGUCGGGUUAUUGGCAGAUCAAGAUGGCAGACAACUCGAUCCACAAGACGGCGUUCCGUACCAGAUACGGCUCCUACGAGUACUUGGUGAUGCCGUUCGGACUCUGCAAUGCACCAGCGACGUUCCAGGCAGAGAUGAACCAUAUCCUACGGCCCCUGCUGGACGAGUGCGUAGUAGUGUACCUGGACGAUAUCCUCAUCUACUCCAAGAACUGGAAGGAGCACGUCGAGCAUCUGCGGAAGGUGUUCGAGAUCCUGCGGAAAAAUAAGUUCUACGUGAAGCUGUCAAAGAGCGACUUUGCACUGAAGAAGGUGCAGUUUCUCGGACACAUGGUGAGUGCGGAGGCCGUAGACGAGGACCCGCGGAAGAUCGAAGCUGUCAAGAAGUGGAUAGUACUGGAGAACGUGAAGGAGUUGCAGCAGUUCCUAGGCUUCGCCAACUACUACAACAGGUUCAUGCCACAGUACGCUAAGAUAGCAGCGCCACUAACCGACCUACUGAAAAGGGAUACCCCCUUCAAAUGGGAUACUCCUCAUCAGCAAGCCAUGGAACAGCUACAGACAGCACUGACCACAGCGCCAGUACUCAUCCUACCGGACCCAGACAAGGACUACGUAGUUGACGCAGAGUCUAGUGACCAGGCAGUCGGAGCAGUACUGAUGCAAGAUCACGGGAACGGUUUACAACCUAUCGCCUACCUCAGUAAGAAGCUAUACGGAGCAGAACUGAACUACCCCAUCCAUGACAAGGAAGCCUUAGCGAUAGUCAUAGCCUUCAAGGCGUGGAGGUGUUACCUAAAGGUAGCCAAGGCUACAAUUUACACUGACCACUGCAGUCUCAAAUACCUGAAGUCACAGCCGACGCUCUCACGACGACAGGUGCGGUGGGUAGAUUUAUUGGAAACUUACUUCCACUACGACAUCGUCUACAAACCCGGGCUACACAACAAGGCUAGCGCAUUGAGACGCCCAGGACAUGUAGCAGGCAUCCAGCUCGACGGAAUGAACCCUCUACUCAAGGGUCUGUUCCAACAUGGGUACUCCGUGGACGGCGAGAUAGCAACGGCAGAGAAACAGAAGCUGUUACAGUGGGAGAAAGACUUAGCGGUAAGGAAGGGUUCAGGAAAGAUUUGGGUACCGAAUUACGCCCCGCUACGGCAGAUCCUAUUGGAGGAGUUUCACGACGUACCAUACGCGGGACAUUUCGGGAGCAACAAAACGUUAGCGGGAAUAGCAAAGUAUUACUACUAG
Closterium sp. Yama58-4 is the source of this 1839-nucleotide messenger RNA. The record is from the annotation of a GenBank genome assembly. NCBI's taxonomy places the organism in Eukaryota, Viridiplantae, Streptophyta, Zygnematophyceae, Desmidiales, Closteriaceae.